Panthera uncia (snow leopard) is the source of this 1101-nucleotide messenger RNA. Its product is annotated as transcription factor BTF3-like. Lineage: Eukaryota; Metazoa; Chordata; Mammalia; Carnivora; Felidae. The record is from RefSeq and is a predicted model, not a curated record. Gene Ontology annotation, cellular component: nascent polypeptide-associated complex; cytosol.
AUGAUUAAGAUUCAGACUGGUGUGGAAGACAUAGAGAUGGCCCUUCCAUAUUCUCUCUUUAAGCUCCCUGCACAACCCCACUUCCACCCCGACAAGAAGAAAGGAACUAUCGUGAGCCAGGAGAAACUCGCCACACUGCAGGCACAAGUACGCACGGGUGGAAAAGGAACUGCUUGCAGAAAGAAGGUGGUUCACAGAAUAGCUACAGCAGAAGAGAAAAAAUCUUUAGUUCUCCUGAAAGAAUUAGGAGUCAACAAUAUCUCUCACACUGAAGAGGUGACUAUAUUUACAAAUCAAGGAACAGUGAGGCAUUAUCACAACUCUAAAGUUCAGGUGUCUCUGGCAGCCAGUACUUUCACCAUUACAGGCCAUGCUGAGGCAAAACUGCUGACAGAAAGCCUACCCAGCAUCUUAACCCAGCUUGGUACAGACAGUGGGACUAGUGUAAGGAGACUGGCAGAAGUUCUGUCUAAACUCUCUGGGGAUGGAAAAGCAUCACUUGCUACUGAAGAGACUGAUAAUGAAGUUCCAGAUCUUGUGGAUAAUUUUCAUGCAUUUCCAAGAAUGCAACAAUGUGAUUGGAAGUUGGCUUCUGAAGAAGACAGAACUCAAAGAAGUUACUGGGAGAUGCUACUUUACCGUAGCAUCUGCUACUAUUUAUAACUGCUUUUAAAAAUUUUGUUCAUGAACCUGAUAAAAUCUAGAUCCGAUAGUUUUAAGCCCAAGUCCCCUAGCCACUAGCAGCUCUUUUCAGUUUUUUGCUUGUCACAAUUCAUUCUUCACAGCUAAUUAAGCUGAAGAAGCCUGGGAAUAAAUUUUGAAACAGAGGUUAAUGAACUUCUUUGCCUAGUUAAAAAAACAACACAUAAUUGGGGGAGAAUUUAGCACACUAGAUAUUAAAACCUACCAUAACACAACCUUAAUGCAACAGCACUCAAUUGAAUAGAGUCUAUAAAUAGACCAAUGAAAAUAUGCUAAUUUGCUCUAUGAUUACAUUUCAAUAUAGGGAGAAAGACAAAACUAUUCAAUAAUUAUAUUGGGAUUAUUAAUAGCAACUUUUUUGAAAAAGUUGAUUCCUAUAUCUUUUUAUUUAACGAAUCA